Messenger RNA from [Candida] anglica, 3143 nucleotides. The record is from the annotation of a GenBank genome assembly. Lineage: Eukaryota; Fungi; Ascomycota; Pichiomycetes; Serinales; Debaryomycetaceae.
AGAAUUAAAACGUUUUCAUUUCUACAAAUACAAGAGGAAAAGAAGUUCACGUCUGGUUUCACUAUCUGUUAUUCAUAUUUUCAGUCAACGUCCCAGAUUACCUUCAAUAGGCAGUUCUAGUCACAUUUGAUUACUACCACCCUAAGAACAUUUCACACAUUUCGCACCACGCCACUUCACUUCAAAAGUUUUGAUUAGUUUUUUUUUGCUAUUCGUUUUAUUGAACAAAGGAUAAAGAAACCUAUUGGAUUGUCCAGUGAUAUACUCUUUGUUGAUACAAGAGAAGCCCUUUACGUUUUUGUUGUUCAGAUUCCACCUACUCCAUAAAAUCGGAAGAUUACCACCACGCCAGGGGAUCGUAUAUUAUUAUUUUUUUUUUAAGUGCUGCUCUUAAAUUUUAAAGAACAGGGUCCGAGUUAAUCUCUUUUGAAAAUUAAACAAUAAUAAUAAUGGCAACUUUCUCUGAUUACCAACCCGUCUAUGAGUUUGACGCUACUGAUGAUUUCCUUCAGUCUUUGAGUGGAGCAGUUCCAAGUUUAUCGCCUGUACUGAUGACUGGGGAUGAUAGUCAAGUUAUGUUUGGAGUUCCAGAAAAUAACCAGAACAACUAUGUCGACCAAGUCGACUACAUGAACCCCAACUUUGGGAACCCAAACAUUCCCAAUAUGACAAAUGAUGCUAAUGGGGUAAAUUACCCUACAAACCCUAUUGAAUUGUUCCCAGAGUUUAACAAUAAUGGAGGACAAUCGCAGGUCAUGUAUCAAAGCAGUAAUAGCAAUGAAUAUUCCCCAACGGUGGAAGAUGAAAGAAAAUCCUCACCAAUGUCCACCACAAAUUCGUUUUCUCAUUCCUCUUCAAAUGGACUUACUCCAGUUUCACAAAAUUCUAUUUCAUCUACUCAUACAUCUCCAGUAUCAGUACAUGUUAAACGUGAAGAAGACAGAAAACCUAUCCCAACUCCACAAUCGGUAUUGGUACCAACUCCAAGUGAAUCGUCUACUACUAGUGGAGGUGUAAAUGUAACGAAUUCAAAGAUUACCAAGCCAGGCAAAAAGGAUAGAUGUUCUCAUAAUAUGAUUGAAAAGAAGUAUCGAACCAAUAUCAACUCUAAGAUUUUGGCUCUUAGAGAUGCAGUUCCAUCUUUGAGAAUUGCUACUGGAGAUAGCAAAGAUAUUUCAUUGGUUGAUUUGGAAGGUUUGACUCCAGCUUCGAAAUUAAAUAAGGCUAGUGUUUUAACAAAGGCAACAGAAUACAUUAAGCACUUGGAGAAAAAGAAUGAAGUUUUGAGAAGACAAAACUUGGAAUUACAAAGAAUCAUUCAAGAAGCUAAUUGUAACUCCAAGCCACCUACUCCACCACAAGGCUUUGGAUAUGUUCCACCAAUGAAUGAACAAAGCUUCAACACGACAGUCAAUCCAAUGCAUCAACAGCAGCACCCACAACCACAGCUCCAGCAGCAACAUCAACACCAACAGCAAAUGUAUGGUGGAAACUUUGUGUAUGCAAACCAACAAGGAAAUGUGUCCCCUGGUCUUUCAGGUGGACAAAAGGUUCUUCUUGGUGGUUUGGCCACUGUAAUGGGGUCAUCGAUGUUCUCUGGAGACAAUGACUUUAAGGGACUUUCGGCCUUGCCUUUCUACCAAUUCUUGCCUCGAGCAGUAGCACAUCCAUCACCUAUGGUCGUACAAGGCUUCCUGUUGAUUAAGACAUUGAUACUUUUUGGGGCAAUAGCAAACAUUGUUUACCCCCACUUUAUUAGCUCAUUUGCUGAUAAAACAUCCAAAAAGACAACUAAACUGUCAAAUAUUCUUAUUUGGAAGGAUUUUCUACUUGUAAACUUGGGUUUACAACUUCCACAUAUUAUUGACCCACAACAAAAACUGGAGAUUUUGAGCAUGUUGGUUGGUGGAUCAACAUUUUCAUAUCCAAAGUUAUUUAACAACUACAUUCUUCUCUCGUCUGCUGAAUUGACAUUUGAGAACUGUCUUCUUAACUUGGUUGUUGGUAAACUUUUAAUUACUAAAUUCCCAUUAUUAAAGACCAUGUUUAACUAUAAUUUGAGUAUGAAAGCUUCCCUUAUUUCUAAUUUAGAACAAAAGGGAGGUGAUGAAUUCUUGGUUCGUUUGAAUAAAAUGAUUCACAACAUUGAUGGAGUUUCUAUUUUCGGAUCUGAUUUGAUUUUCAACAAGUUGAUUAAUGUGGUUGAAGGUAAGCCAAUUAAUUAUAACUGUCGUGACGGAUCAAACCGUUUGAAAUAUGUUGAAUUAUAUCAGAGACAAUCUAGUAACAUUUAUGGUAUUCUUUUCUCCUGGAGAGUAUUGGAAUUAACACACCAAUUGAAUGUGAAAUAUUUAGAUAAUGUUGCAUCAACUGAAGAUGAAGAUACCAAAAAAGAAGUGUUUGAGAAUAUCUACAAUGAUACUGAAUCAAUUAACGUUCUCAUGGAUGGGUGUACUUUUGGUAAAUUAAACAAGUACUUUAAACUUUUCAAAGCUGUUAUAAUUCCAGAUGAAUAUGCAAUCGAAUUGAAAGAAUCUAUUCAAAAAGAUAUUGAAACUUGUUUGGGUAAUUUCAAGGGAUUGGCAGGAGAACUGGAAUUGACUGAUUCUGAUACCCUUGGUUCCUAUGACGAUUCUUCAAGGGAAGAUUCCUUUGACGAAGAAUUUGGUGAAGAUGUUGCAAAGUCAUUUGCUGUUAAUGAAAAGACUGGUUCUGGCAUUGCUUCUCAAAAGUCAUUGAUCAGUUCUUUGAGCCUCAUUACAGAAGAAGAAUUUUUUGUUCUUACCUCAUCUUUGGUUUUGUAUUAUCAUAACAGAAAUGUCGACCAAGCUAAGAAAUUAUUAGGACAUCUUUGUUUCCGUAGUGAAAACACUGAAUUAUCCUUCUUAUCAUUUACUGCCAUUUUAAGAGUUAUCAUGGCACUCUCCUCUGAUGAUUGUCAGCAUGAUGAAAUCUUGGACAAACUUGUUAGAAUAGUAAGAGUUUGGCUCAAUGAUAAGUCGAAGAACAAUGUUUUAGAUUUAAACACCAGAGGUUCCCUUUCUGAUCUAGUUGUUGAAAAGGGAAUGGUGAUAAAUGGGAUUAGCGAAAGCGAGGAUGAAGACAAUUAAUUAGUUUAUUUUUUUUAUUUAUUGGGUUUGUUU